This is a messenger RNA of Lolium perenne, 768 nucleotides long. Its product is annotated as thioredoxin-like protein AAED1, chloroplastic. The record is from RefSeq and is a predicted model, not a curated record. Gene Ontology annotation, cellular component: chloroplast. Lineage: Eukaryota; Viridiplantae; Streptophyta; Magnoliopsida; Poales; Poaceae.
AUGGCCGCGCACGCGCCGCACUCGGUCACCAGCCCUAGACUGGCCGCGCCGCUUCUCACCCCGGCGGCGACCGCGCCGAGCCUACGCCGCGCGAGGUGCCCGCGCGGCUACCUCGUCAACCAGCGGCGGCGGAUGCGCCACCUCCUCACUGCCGCUGCGGCCGCAAAGCCCGGAGCCAUUGGGAGCGCCGCGGAGGCAGCUGAGGCGCCGGCGGAGGGUCUCGCGAGGUCGCUGCAGGGGGUGGAGGUGUUCGACCUGAGCGGGAAGGCGGUGCCCGUCGUUGAUCUGUGGAAGGACAGGAAGGCCGUGGUUGCGUUCGCCCGCCAUUUUGGGUGUGUCCUGUGCCGGAAGAGGGCCGACCUUCUCGCGGCUAAGCAGGAUGCAAUGGAAGCUGCUGGAGUUUCUCUUGUUUUAAUUGGACCAGGCACUGUUGAACAGGCAAAGGCAUUUUCUGAUCAAACCAAAUUCAAAGGAGAAGUAUAUGCGGAUCCAGAUUACUCAUCAUAUAGGGCUCUAGAAUUCGCCAAUGGCUUGUUCUCAACAUUUACUCCAUCGGCGGGCCUGAAGAUUAUACAGCUGUAUAGGGAAGGAUACAGGCAGGACUGGGAACUUUCAUUUGAAAAGAACACCAGGACAAAGGGUGGAUGGUAUCAAGGGGGGCUCCUUGUUGCAGGCACAGGCAUCAACAACAUCUCCUACAUCCACAAGGACAAAGAAGCUGGAGAUGACCCUGAAAUGGAGGAUGUUUUGAAAGCUUGCUGUUCCUAG